UGCAUUGCGCCGCGCGCAUCUCCCCCUGUCUCCUUACGAGACAGACAGAGCCACCUCACCCCACUCCCCCUCCACUCUCGCUCCCCUCCCGACACCCAAGGCCAUCCAAGAAAGCGAGAGCGCACAGCGAUGGCGGACGCGUCGUCGGCGUCGCCGCUCCUGCCGCCUACGGGAAAAUCAGCCACCGCGGCCCGGUACGCGCGGUGCACUUCGCACGCGCACGACGAGCUCCGCAGCUUCCGCGCCUGCCUCGGCUGGCUGUGCGUCGACCACUCCUCCAGGCCGAGCUCGGCGGCGUCGUGGGCGGUGUUCCUCCUCCUCGCCGUCGUCGUGCCCUCGGCCGUCCGCCUCGCAACGCCGGGAUCCGCGACUCCCAGGCCCUUCGACGGUCAGGUCCAGGUCUUCCUCACCCUGGCCGCGUCCCUCGCCUACCUCACCCUCGCCGACCUCCUCCGCCGCGCCGGCGGGCUCCGGCGCCUGCUAUACCUCGACAGCCUCCGCCGCGACUCCGAGGACGUCCAGGCCGGGUACAGCGCGCAGCUCGCGCGCUCCUUCCGCGUCCUCGCCUGCUUCGCAUUCCCCUGCUCCCUCGCCGACACCGCGUACAAGGUCUACUGGUACUGCGCCGCGGCGCCGUCCUUCCGCUCGCCGUGGUGGGCCGCCGUGGCCUGCGCCGUCGAGAUCGCCUCGUGGGUGUACUGCACCGCGCUCUUCUUCAUGGUCUGCGUGCUCUUCCGGGUCAUCUGCUACCUGCAGAUACUGCGGAUGGUCGGGUUCGCGCGGGAGUUCGGCAGGUUCGCCGACGUCGCCACCGUGCUUCAGCACCACCGCCGGAUCAGGGAACAGCUCAGAAAGAUCAGCCACCGAUACCGGAAGUUCAUAGUCUGCAGCCUCGUGCUCGUCUCCGCCUGCCAGUUCGCCACGCUGCUCGCCACAACGAGGCCGCACGCCACCGUCAACCUUGCCACCGCCGGCGAGCUCGUGCUCUGCUCGAUCAGCCUCGUGGCGGGGCUGCUGGUGUGCCUCUACAGCGCGGCCAAGAUCACGCACAAGACGCAGGCGAUGACGAGCGUGGCCGCGGCGUGGCACGCCGACGCCACCGUCCACGCCUUCGACAACGACCAGGAGAACCCCGACCCGGACCUGCCGCCCACCGCCGGGUACCUGGCGCCCGCGAACGCGUACCGGCUGGCCCCCGGCGACGAGUCCGGCAGCGACGACGACGACAGAAGGAGCGAGACCUCCUCCCUCGACGACCCCAAGUACGUCCCGUUCCUGGCCAACGACAUCUGCUUCCAGAAGAGGCAGGCGCUGGUGACGUACCUGGAGAACAACCGGGCCGGCAUCACGGUGUACGGCUUCGUCGUGGACCGGGCGUGGCUCCACGCGCUGUUCAUGAUCGAGUUCUCGCUCGUCAUGUGGCUGCUCGGGAAGACGGUCGGGAUUUCCUGAAGGGUGGCCAGCUCUCUCUGCCGAAGAGCCUAUUAUUGGAUGUACAAAUUGAGUGCAGAUACUUCAGUAACAGUAACAGUACACUACCACUUCGUCCAUGGUCCACAUGAGAGCAGUGUAACCAUUCUGAUGGAGCAGUAUUUGCUUUUUCUUUA
This is a messenger RNA of Phragmites australis (common reed), 1607 nucleotides long. RefSeq lists its product as uncharacterized. Lineage: Eukaryota; Viridiplantae; Streptophyta; Magnoliopsida; Poales; Poaceae. The coding region runs from base 130 to 1452 and encodes 440 amino acids. The record is from RefSeq and is a predicted model, not a curated record. The transcript has 3 exons.